This is a messenger RNA of Quercus lobata, 4743 nucleotides long. RefSeq lists its product as uncharacterized. The transcript is spliced from 20 exons. NCBI's taxonomy places the organism in Eukaryota, Viridiplantae, Streptophyta, Magnoliopsida, Fagales, Fagaceae. The record is from RefSeq and is a predicted model, not a curated record. Bases 2923 to 4419 code for a protein of 498 amino acids.
UCAAACUCACUCUAAAACUCCGCCCUCUCUCACUCUCAAACUCACUCUCAAGCCGUUCGUAGCCUGCCGUUCGUCUGCCGUUCGUAGCCCACCGUUCGUCUGCCGUUCGUAGCCCGCCGUUCGUGCUCUCUCUUUUCAGAAAGGUUGUGAGGCUGUCUAUUGCGCCGGUUUUGACUGUGAUUUCACAGAAGCAAAAGGGGGCUUUGAGAGAAGCUUACAAGAAGAAGAAGUACCUGCCACUCGAUCUGCGUCCCAAGAAGACAAGGGCCAUUCAGAGAAAGCUUACCAAGCGCCAGUAUGGAGCCUCAGAUCGAUGAGGAGCUAGAGAUCUUGCACCCCGGUCCACUUCAGCGUUCAGUGUUGACGCGACAACCAUAUCAUCGAUCAGAGGCCAUUUGGAAUGGCGAGGACCCGAGCCCACUUGUAUGCCGUGGUCGCACUAAGGAGAUGGCAAACGUUCAGAUGGAAGAUAAUCAGGUGAUUGACAUUAUCAAAUUGCUAAGGUUGGAAGGAUUGUUUAGAGCCCCUUCCAAAGAGAUCGAUCAUUGCCUAAUAUCGGCCCUAGUUAAGCGAUGGCGGCCGGAGACUCAUACGUUUCAUCUUCCACAUGGUGAGAUGUCAAUCACCCUACAAGAUGUGGAGGUGAUUUUCGGACUUCCUAUAGACGGUGAGGUCUUGGUUGGGCCGACUGCUGUGGAGGAUGGGACUUGGAGGCAAGUGUGCGGGGAGUUGCUUGGAUUUACUCCGCCGGAUGACAAUAAAACUUUGGUGGGCCAAAGAAUUCUCAUCAGCCGACUUGUUGAGGCCGUUGCAGCACCACUGCCUCAGGACGCAACAGAGAUUCAGAUACACCAGUAUGCCCGGUGCUAUAUUUUAGCGCUAGUAGGGGAUAAACUUUUCAUGGACAAGUCAGGAGAUAGGGUGCAUAUGAUGUUCUUGGAGUUCAUGCGCAACCUUCGUGAUCCGCGGCAGUAUAGUUGGGGUAGUGGUUGCUUGGCUUGGUUGUACAGGGACUUGUGUCGGGCAAGUGAGAAAGGCGCAUCGCAGAUUGGUGGGGCGUACACUUUGGUCCAGUAUUGGGCAUGGGCAAGGUUGCCAUUCUUGUGCCCGAGGAUAGAGUCCCCACCUGGAUGUGAUUAUGGCCCAUGGCCAUAUGCUCCACUUGCAUUUAAGUGGGUGAGGGUGCCAAGCUCGAAGAGUAGGCCAUCCGGCACGGCCUUGGUCCGCUAUCGCGAGAAAUUAGUGACAAUGCAGCCAGACUAGAUUGUGUGGCAGCCAUACGAGGCAGACUUCGGCCAUCUUCCUGAGUUCUGUGUUGCAGGGAGGGAUACGUGGACAGCCAGGGUGCCGCUUGUGUGUUUUUGCAUAGUAGAGAGACACUACCCGGACCGUGUCCUUCGACAGUUUGGGUUGGCGUAGCAGCAGCCUGACGAUGUUGUCUACGAUGAUAGACUGCAUAAAAUUGACUUACGUGGGAAGGUGGAAAAGAAUUGGAGGGAGGAGCAUGGACCGUAUAUCAUUUCAUGGGAAAUGUGACGACAACAACUUUGUCAUGCACCUCCUCAGAUUGGUGAGAUGUCCCGCGAUCAUGCCUAUUACGUCUGGUACCGUCCGGUCACUCGAAAGUAUGUCGACCGCAACAGCGCUAAAUUAGAUAUAAUGAUUCAAAGCCAUUUAGCGCUGUUGGAGAUGCUUCCUGAAGGCAACGAAGCUCACAACCAUGUUCGGCGUGUCCUAAAUAAUGUGGCUGGCCUUGGUCGUGAUCCUGUAGCAAAUGAGGAGGUAGACAAUGGGCAUGAGACUGAACUAACAGCUACUGAAAUCCCAAGCACAAGCGCAGCACUCGUAAGUACAUGGACCCGUGCUCAGCGUGCUAUUGCAAGCCCAAGCACAAGCGCAGCUAGGGGCCUUGGUCAGCCUGCUACAGCAAGCCCAAGCACAAGUGCAACCAGGGGCCGUGGUCGGCUUGCUACAGCAAGCCCAGGUACAAGUGCAACCAGGGGCCGUGGUAUGCCUGCUACAGCAAGCCCAAGUACAAGUGCAGCCAGGGGCCGUGGACGGCGUGCAACAACCCCUUGGGUUGUAACUAGUCCUGAGAUGCCUGCACCCAUCCCGCACUCAUCUCCUCAGCCUAAGGUCCCUCCACACAUCCCAGAUGCAUCUCCUCAGCCCGAGGUCCGUUCACCCAGCCCACCUUCGCAGCCCGAUUUUGAUCUCAGUAUUGAUGACAAUGUGACCCCUCCUAUACUCCCCGAGACACCCUCUUACCCACCUACCAGCUCUACUGCACCCACUCUUGGCCUCUACUUAGAGCAUCAUUACCCACCUACCGCAUCCUCAUCUGACCCUCUGGGACCUUCGAUUGGGAUUGACACUGUACAGCCACAUAUUGAUGUACCAAACGAGCAUCCCUCUCAUCAGCCCUCACCUCAACGAGGUAGAUCACAGCGCACUAGAAGAGCACCCACUUGUGGGACAGGUGGACACAAAAUAAGACACCGAGGUAGCUCUAUGCAUGAUGAUGAGCCUAAGGAUGAUGCCCUGCAGCGUCCUUCCCCGCCCAAACAUUACACAAGGGUUAAAAAACGCAAAAUUGGCGAACCUUGAAAUUGUUUAUUAUCAAUUUAUCACUAGAGAGUAGAGAGCUUGGGUUGUGUUGUGUUGGAGCAGAAUUUGAAAGAGUGGGUGAGCUAAAUGAUGCAGAGGUUUAAGGCAGCCUUGUUGCAGAGGCGCAACAAUCUUCACAUUCACAGUCUUUGUUUCCUCAACCAAUACCACACAAGGAAUCUCUGUUCUCUUCCGGUCACAGGGUUUAUGAUGCUUGUUUGCACAUGGGCAUUAUAGUUUCUGGUAGAAGCCAAGCUAUCUGGGGAGUUUCAGGUUGUGCUUUAUGUGAUAAACGCCAAAUCUUCUACUCACAAGAUGCGUAGCUCACCGGUUGUGCAUUCUGUCUUAACCCAAAGUGAUUCUUUCUCUAAGCCAUCACACUCUGGCAGGAAUUCUUGCGACUCAGAAAUACAGUUGGAUACAGUGGAUGAACUUCAGAGUGAUAAAUCAUCCUUUAAGGAGUGCAAUCUUGGAGAUGAGACUGGAAAUUUUGGAUUGUGCACUGAAAGCAAUACUUAUUCUUCCAGGUUCCAGCUUGAACAGGAUGUAAACAGAUUGCAACAGCAGUUGCAAGAAGAGAUGGAAUUGCAUGCUGUUCUGGAAAAGGCUAUUGAGAAAAAUGCUAUGAAAUUGUCAAGUCCAUCACAUCUCCCUCACCAGGCUCAAGAGCUCCUGUCUAAUAUUGCAUUAUUGGAGGUCACAGUUUCAAAACUCGAACAAGACAUGGAGUCUUUGCAUUUCCAACUUAGCCAAGAAAGAAAUGAACGGAGGCUUGCAGAAUAUCGAUUGAGGCAUUCAUCUUUUCCAUCAAUACCUCGUUGCUCCUCUGAUAUUCUUAAUAAAUUGAUUUCACCAUCUUUGAGGUGUUCAAAGCAUUCCAUUUCUAUAGUGGGUGAUGCCCGCGAAGAUAACUCCAGCCAGGAGCUGCAAGGCCAUUGGAAUCUACUGACAAAUAUGCAGAGUCAAAAUGGAGUAGACGCUGUUGUACUUUACCACAACAAGAAAAUGUCUAUGAAAAUAGAUUCCAAAUCUGUUCAAGCUGUAGAGUUCAGGAAGCUUCCUAAAGGGAUGCCAACAAAGGGCCUUUGGGAUCAUCCUAAUCAAUUAUCGGAAGAGAUGAUGACAUGUAUGAAAAAUAUAUUCAUUUCUUUGGCGGAUUCUGCUAUACCAUCCAAAUCAUCUGUGUCAGAGAGCCACUGCUCACCUCUAUCACCACGUGGGCAUCUUUCCAAUUUAUCUUGGUGGUCAUCAUCUGAGAGGUCAAUGAUUUCAUCAUGGGUGCAGAGCCCACAAGUUGAUGUAAAGAGUAACUCUGAAGUGUUGGCUUCAGAGAAUGCAUGUGAUCCCUAUAGGGUGCGUGGAAAACUAAGUUGGGCAGACGUUGGAAACUAUGGAUUAGCAACUGAAGUUUCUUGGAUGUCAGUUGGGAAGAAGCAGUUAGAAUAUGCUGCAGGGGCACUGAGAAGGUUCAGAACGCUUGUUGAGCAACUGGCCAAAGUGAACCCCAUCCAUUUGAGCUGCGAUGAGAAGCUUGCUUUCUGGAUCAACUUAUAUAAUGCUCUGAUCAUGCAUGCUUAUUUGGCAUAUGGAGUCCCAAGGAGUGAUUUGAAGCUCUUCUCUUUGAUGCAAAAGGAUAUGGAAAUCAAGGUGUUGUCCAUUAUUAAAUACAAAUACACCGCUUUUAAUCUUGGUCAUGAGGAGAACACGCCAGCAGGUUCAGUACACAGGGAAGGUUGGAGAUGCCAGAUAUCCAGGGACUCAUAUGUCAAAGGUACUCUGGAUUUGGAAGUAGCAUUAUUUAGGUUCGGUUAGCUUCUCUGUCGUGGGUUUUGAAAGAGCAGGAGCUUUUGGUCAAAGACUUUGGCUUGGUUGAUAAUUAAUGUGUGUAAAGGCGAAAUGUUUCAGAAGUGUUCCAAGCUACGGGAAAUUUGUAUUUGUCACAUGAGUAGUGUCAUGGUUAUGCUGUCAGCAGCAAUGCAAGUGGUGAAACUCUAGUUGUUGCACCAUUCUGUUAAUGAAUGCAUCGGUGUAUGGAACUAAGCUUUCAAAUACACUUCAUAUUUACCCUGGAAAAUUACUAACCCAGUUAUGUGAUGAUCACUAAUUCUUUAAUUUAUUUACCAAUUUUUAUGCGAA